AUGGAGCCCAAGCGGACGGUUGCAUCACGACAGUUCGACCAUUCUUGCCGACGAUGCCCACCGGGUGUUUCACAGCAAGGGGACAACAGUCACGGAGACUUGUGCGUGAGUUAUGCUAUAGUGUUCAAAGACUUGCACAGUAUCUAUGGCACUCCCUCCUCCUCCUCCUCCUCCUCCUCCUCCUCCUCCUCCUCCUCCUACUCCUCCUCCUCCUCCUCCCCCUCCCGCACCUGGGCCCGGCGUCAAGACAGAGUCAAGAAGGCCAGAUGCGCGAAAGAGCCCAGGUGGAUGGCACAGACGAGCCCGCACCUUGGCUCUCCACUCCACACCCCUCGCACAGCAAAUGACCAGGAUUUUAACCAGUGA
This is a messenger RNA of Spirometra erinaceieuropaei, 366 nucleotides long. NCBI's taxonomy places the organism in Eukaryota, Metazoa, Platyhelminthes, Cestoda, Diphyllobothriidea, Diphyllobothriidae. The record is from the annotation of a GenBank genome assembly.